AUGUCAAACAUUAAAUCAAUAAUAACUAGUGUUGUUGCACACAUAGAUCAUGGAAAAACAACAUUAAUUGACAGUCUGGUAGCCUAUCAGGGCAAAAUAUCUAAAUCAAUUGCUGGAGAAAUUAGAUAUAUGGAUACUAGAGAGGAUGAACAAAAUCGUGGAAUUACUUUAAAACUUAGCGCUAUUGGCUUAUGUUACAAAAAUACAGAGCAUAUUAUUGUAGAUACCCCUGGACAUGUUGAUUUUGAAUUUUUAGUUGAGAAUAGUUCAAUUAUAUCUGACUGUUUUUUAAUUAUAAUUGAUAUCAUGGAAGGUAUUACUCCAAGAACUUAUUCGUUAAUCAAUUAUAUUCGUAAAGAUUGUGCGAUUCUAGUUAUUAAUAAAGUUGAUAAAGUUGAAACGGCAGAUGAAGCACUUGACAAGAUUGAAAAAAUUAUUAUGCAUACAAAUAGUAUGGUAGGUAGCUUGAUAUUUACAUGGACUAAUAAUAAUAUUAUUCUAUCAAGCGCUACAUAUUGUUAUGGAAUUAAUUAUAAUAAUGCUAAUCUUUUGCUUAAGCGAGACAAUACAACCUUAGACAAUGUUGUGAAUUUUAUUUUUUAUAUUGAAAAUCAAAUUAAAAAAAAUAGUACCGAUAAAAUUUGUUCACGAUUUAAUAUUUUAAAGAGAACGAGAAAGAAUAUCUUAAGCACUGUUAUGCCGUUAGCGAAUUCGAUUUUUGAGUGUAUAGAGCAUAUUUAUAAACCUGAAACAUAUAAAAAAUAUUUAUACAAUUCAACGGUACCAUUAUUGCUUUUAGAUAAAGUUCAUGAUAAAUCCGCAUUUUGUUUCGUAUCUUUAGGACUUUUACGAAACAAUUUAUCUUUUGAUAAAAAAAAUUUAAUGUUUGUUACAAGACUGUUUAAAGGGAAAAUAAAAACAGGAGAUAUUUUGUACAAUAAUGAAGAGAAAUAUGAAAUAAAAUCGAUAUAUAAAUUUGGCAUUAAUGAUUUUUUAGAAGUGGAUUCUGUAUCUGGUUCUACUUUAGUUUGUUUAAAAGGUAAUUUUAGAAAAAAUAUGCCAAUUUUUUCAAUAAAACCAUUUAACUACUCUUAUCACGAGAAAAUUUAUCCUUUUUACAGAUCAAGACUUAUACCAGAACAAAGAGACAAUAUAGAAGAAAUUAAGACUGUUUUAAGAGCUUUAGUAAAUACUGAACAGUGCUUAAAAAUAAAAAUUAAUAAGUAUAAUCAAAUAGAUGUAUUAUCUUCCGGUAAGGUUCAGGUAGAAAAACUUAUCGAGGAUUUAAAAAAGUGCAAUUUUAAGGUGCGGCAAGGGGUAGAUGAAAAUUUGUUUUGCGAAUUUCCUAAAAACGAAUCUACGUAUGAAUUUGAAAGUGAAGAAUACAAAAUUAUAGUACAAAUCUACAAAAAUGAUGAUUCGGAAUAUAAUGGGUAUUUAGACGAGUUUAAUAAUAGAUUCAUGGUACUAACUGAUAAAUUUAGAAAUUUAAUUUACAGUAUACUUGAAGUUUAUGUCAUUAGUGGUCCUGUAAUUUCUGAAUACAUUAGAGAUACAACGUUUAAAAUAAAAUUUUACGAAAAAAAAUUAGAUUUAUAUGAAGAAAAGUUGUAUUCUCAGAUCAAACAAAAUGUUAAAUUGGCUUACAAUAACGCGGAGCCAAGUAUAGCACCUUUUUUCUAUAAAUUAAAUAUUAGUAUACAAGAAGAAUGUUUAGGCGGAGUUUACACUAGCAUUCAAAAAAUAUCUUCAAUAUUGCAAAAUGAAGAAUAUGAUGAAGCCACUGGUUUUUAUGUUUUAAUUGUUUUAGUACCAUAUUUUGUCUAUGAUAAUUUUGUAGAAGAUGUCAGAGUGUGCACCAAAGGCACUGCAUAUAUUUUAUCUGCAGAAUUCGGGUAUUUUUAUGGUUUGGAUUUUUCAGACUGUAUUGAAGAAAUAAGAAAGAAAAAGGGUUUAAUGACUAAUGAAAAGAUUAUUAAAAAUCCAGAGAAACAGAGAACGUUAAAAAAAUAA
Vairimorpha ceranae is the source of this 2013-nucleotide messenger RNA. Its product is annotated as translation elongation factor 2. The record is from RefSeq and is a predicted model, not a curated record. Gene Ontology annotation, cellular component: ribonucleoprotein complex; cytosol. Gene Ontology annotation, molecular function: GTPase activity; GTP binding; ribosome binding. Gene Ontology annotation, biological process: cytosolic ribosome assembly. NCBI's taxonomy places the organism in Eukaryota, Fungi, Microsporidia, Nosematidae. The transcript has a single exon. The coding region runs from base 1 to 2013 and encodes 670 amino acids.